This is a messenger RNA of Anthostomella pinea, 1470 nucleotides long. NCBI's taxonomy places the organism in Eukaryota, Fungi, Ascomycota, Sordariomycetes, Xylariales, Xylariaceae. The record is from the annotation of a GenBank genome assembly.
AUGGACCUACUUAGUGACCGGCAACUAUAUUUCGGAGGAGGCGUUGCCUUGUUGGCAGUGCUCGUGGCUCUCCUCACCCCUCUUAGGGACCCAUUGUCCGAAGUCCCAGGACCGUGGUACGCGAGAUGGACCGAUCUUCCCAUCAAAUACCUCGGGUUGACCGGGCGUAAACCUAUCUACAUCCAAACACUUCACCUCAAAUACGGGCCUAUCGUCCGAGUAAGCCCCCGGGAAGUCUACGUCGCAGACCCAGCCGCCGCCCAGCAAAUCCACCGGAUCAAGAAGAAAUUCCUGAAGGACCCUUGGUACGCAAACUUUGUCUCCGGCCAAGACAGCGUCUUCAGCGCCAGAGAUGUGGACGUCCACCGCCGGCACCGAAAGCUGCUGUCCGCACCCCUUUCGGAACCCGGGCUGAAGGCGUUUCUCCCGCAGGUGGAAGCCAAAGUGCGCCUUGCCAUACAACGAAUGGGGGAAGAGGCGGAGACACGCGGCGCCGCGGAUAUCUUGAAGUGGUGGAUGUUCAUGGCCACUGAUGUGAUCGGCGAGCUGAGCUUUGGUGAAUCCUUCCGCAUGCUGGAACAUGGCAAGAUGAAUCAAUACGGCGCCGAUCUCCAAGCCAUAGGCUCCUUUGCGGCGCUCAGAACCACAUUCCCCUUUCUCUUCCGACUCGCCCGAGUCUACAAUGUCCCCGUCCCGUUCAUGAACAAGGCGAAAGCGGCCAGUCUGCGAAUCCUGAGUUAUGCCGCAGAGUCGAUCCAGCGGCACCGUACUAUCGUCGAAAACGAAGGCUCUAAUGCCCGACCCACGCUCCUCUCCAAGCUGUACAAGGCCGGCGACGACGAGACGAUGACCCAGAACGAGAUGUGUGGCAAUGCUCAGAGUUUCAUCGUGGCGGGAAGCGACACGACAUCCAACACGCUCACGUACCUCGUGUGGGCCGUCUGUCGUCAUCCAGCGGUGAAGGCCAAGUUAAUCAAAGAGCUCGAACAGCUGCCCGACGACUUCGUCUAUGACGACGUCAAGGGCCUACCAUACCUAGACCAGGUCAUCGACGAGACCCUGCGCCUCUACCCGGCCGCUCCCUCAGGCCUGCCACGCGCUGUGCCUCCCGAGGGAGUCGAACUCGCCGGCUAUCACCUGCCCGGCGGGUAUACCGUGUCGACCCAAGCCUACAGUCUUCAUCUGAAUGACGACGCGUUCCCCGAGCCGCACGUGUUCAACCCUGAACGAUGGGAGAAGCCCACGAGGCUAAUGAAGGACUCCUUUAUGCCGUUUGGUGGCGAUUCGCGAAAUUGCCUCGGACUGCACCUUGCGCUCAUGGAGCUCCGGCUGGCUACGACCCGGUUCUUCCGGGCGUUUCCGAAUGCCACGGUUUCGGGUCUGGACGGGAUGAGCGACGCCGAUAUGGAAGCCGAGCUGUACUUCUUGAUUAUCCCGAAGGGCCACCGCUGCCUGAUUCAGCUGUUCUGA